This is a messenger RNA of Lathyrus oleraceus (garden pea), 2472 nucleotides long. RefSeq lists its product as uncharacterized. Gene Ontology annotation, molecular function: aspartic-type endopeptidase activity. Lineage: Eukaryota; Viridiplantae; Streptophyta; Magnoliopsida; Fabales; Fabaceae. The transcript is spliced from 3 exons. Gene Ontology annotation, biological process: proteolysis. The record is from RefSeq and is a predicted model, not a curated record. The coding region runs from base 1 to 2472 and encodes 823 amino acids.
AUGUCAAUGUACACCAACGACCAAAGGAUGCUCAUUCAUUGUUUUCAAGACAGCCUUACCGGUGCAGCUUUACGCUGGUAUAUGGGAUUAGACAGUUCUCAGAUCAAGACUUUCAACGAUUUAGGGGAGGCCUUUAUCAAACAUUACAAAUACAACCUUGAUAAUGUGCCAGACCGAGAUCAGUUGAGGUCCAUGCAACAAAGAGAAAAUGAGACAUUCCGUGAAUACGCGCAAAGGUGGCGCGAAAUUGCAGCACAGGUUGUUCCACCUAUGGAAGAAAAGGAGAUGACGAAAGUGUUCUUAAAGACUCUUGAUACUUUUUAUUACGAGAGGAUGAUUGCAAGCGCUCCUACAGACUUUACUGACAUGGUAAACAUGGGAGUCCGUUUAGAGGAAGCAGUUCGAGAAGGGCGUCUAGUUAGAGAAGGAAGUUCAUCUUCAAGCGGGGCAAAGAGGUACGGCGGUUUUAUGAAAAAGAAGGAACAAGAAACUAAUGUUGUGUCCUAUAAUCAUCCAAGAAGGAUCAAUUAUCCUUACCAUUCCCAACACCAACAUAUAACAGCCGUGACUCCAGUAAUCACUUCCGCUCCAGUUCAAGUCCAAUACCCUCAGCAGCGUACCAACCGCUUCCAACAGAAUACUCAGUAUCAGCAACAACAUCAACCUCAACAACAUCAACAUCAGUUACAACAACGUACACCACAGCAACAAAGAAGAACCAAUUUUGAUCCAAUUCCGAUGUCAUAUGCAGAAUUGUAUCCAGCUUUGAUCACUAAAAACCUUGUGCAACCACGACCACGACCUCCUGUACCAGAAGUGCUACCUUGGUGGUACAAGCCAGAGAUAGAGGAGAUUCGGCAGUCUUUGGUUGAAAUUCAUUCUGUUUUAUGUGUUCAUGGUCUAUUCCAACAUGACCACCAGAUCUGUGGUACAUGUUCAGUCAAUUCAAGAGGUUGUAGAAAGAUUCAAGAUGAUUUGCAAGGCGUCCUUGAUCAGGGUUUGAUUCAGAUUUCUGGACAAGUGAGUUCUCCAGAAUCACAAGAACAAGAGGUGAAUGUCAUCAUUCCUUGCUUCAACAUUCCAGAGAAAGUAGAGAUAGCUUAUCAUCCGAGGGAGCCAGUGGUGAUUUGCCCUCCGGGACCAAUGCCUUACACUUCAGAUAAAGCGGUCCCCUACCGCUAUGCAGCAACUAUUAUUGAGAACGGUAAAGAGGUCGAGAUUAAAACCUUAGCCUCAGUUACCAAUAUCGCAGCAAAUAGCCGAAUGACGCACAGUGGCCGCGUGUUCGCUCCGCCGGUUAUCCCAAGUAGAAAUGUUGAGAAAGAUCCAGUAGUCGUGGUACCAGUGACAAGAGAAGCAGAAGGGCAAACAAGCAAUUCAACCCUUGAUAAAGAAACAGAUGAACUACUCAGAAUUAUCAAGCUCAGUGACUACAAAGUGGUAGAUCAGUUGCUACAGACACCGUCAAAAAUCUCGAUCCUGUCCUUAUUAUUGAACUCAGCUGUCCACAGAGAAGCACUACUGAAGGUGCUUGAUCAAGCCUUUGUAGAACAGGAUAUAACAGCAGAGCAGUUCAACAAUGUUGUAGGCAGCAUCACUUCGUGCAAUGGCUUAGGCUUUUGUGAUGAAGAACUGCCAGAAGAAGGAAAGAAUCACAACUUCGCUCUCCAUAUCUCAGCCAAUUGUCAAGGGGAUUCUUUGUCUAAUAUCCUAAUUGACACCGGUUCAUCUCUGAAUGUCAUGCCCAAGUCUACCUUGUUGAAGCUAAAGUAUAAAGGGGGGCAAAUGCGGCACAGUGGAAUUAUUGUGAAAGCGUUCGAUGGAUCAAGAAAAACAGUCAUUGGAGAAGUUGAUUUGCCUAUUGGUAUUGGACCACACGUAUUCCAGAUCACUUUCCAGGUUAUGGACAUAGUGCCAGCUUAUAGCUGUCUGCUCGGACGCCCAUGGAUUCAUGAGGCGGGUGCCAUUACAUCCACGUUACACCAAAAGUUAAAGUUUGUCAAGAAUGGGCAAAUAGUGACGGUUAAUGGGGAGCAGGCUAUGCUGAUUAGCCACCUUUCAUCGUUUAGUGUGAUAGAAGUAGACGAGACGACUGUUCAAACUCCAUUUCAGGCCCUGACCAUCGAUGAUUACAAGAAAAGUGAAGGUUCAAUCGCGUCAUUCAAAGACGCCCAGCAGAUUGUCAAGACAGGUCCUACAGAAAUGUGGGGCAAGGUGAUAGAGUUGCCAGAAAACGUUAACCAUGCAGGAUUAGGCUUUGUUGAUGGAAAACAAGUGCAGACUUCAGUGGUGCGACCUUUCAAAGAUAUCUUUCACAGCGGUGGGUUUAUCAACAUGGUAGCAGUUGAAGAGGAUACUUUUGAGAAAAAGACAGAAGACGAAGGCCCCAGAUUUGUGACACCAGGAUGGAAUUUGCUGCAAAAACAGGUUCCUAAUUCUAAUGACCAAGACCAAAAUCAAUGGACUGGUUAA